AUGGACAAAGAGUAUCUACACAAACAUUUCGGCGAACAAGUAGACUUCGAUAAAGUUGAAGAAGGGUGGAAUGAUAAAGCUUCUGGUGAAUGGGUUCCGAAAAGUCAGAUGUGGAAUAUCCCUGCUUUAAAACUCGCGCUCAAUGGCUUACGAUCAACUACCACCAACGUCGAAGUUGUGAUAGUCAGUCAUGGAAGCGUCCUCAGAGAACUCACUAACGGGAGGGGAGAUUGGCGAUCUGGCGAAGUCCGCAGCUAUUUAAUUGAUGAUAAUGGGAAACCUUUUCUCUUUCUAGAUAAGGGUGGUCUCGAAAUCCACUCCCAACCAACGGGGCCUUCAAUUCUUGCAAAAACCUUAACACACAAGCCUUCGGAAUCUUCUGAGAAAGCCCAUGCAGUAAAAAUGAAGGUGGUUAUUCAAAUCGUUGCAAAGGAUACCUCGAAAAAUACCAAGGAGGAGAUACUGAAAGUUUUGAAGAGAUGUGAGACUGACGUGGAUGCAUUAUUCAAGAUUUUUCAGGAGGAACUUCAGCCGACCAAAGUCGAGGGCGGUGACAUUGAGGGCGUCAAAGCACGACCAAUAAUUGUGUUGAAGCAAGGACCAAUAACGAAACAGCCGAUGAGAUACCAAUAG
This is a messenger RNA of Botrytis fragariae, 633 nucleotides long. Its product is annotated as putative phosphoglycerate mutase family protein. Lineage: Eukaryota; Fungi; Ascomycota; Leotiomycetes; Helotiales; Sclerotiniaceae. The record is from RefSeq and is a predicted model, not a curated record. Bases 1 to 633 code for a protein of 210 amino acids. The transcript is spliced from 3 exons.